UUUGAAAUAGCGCAUUAUAGCUUAAACGUGCGUGCUUUACACUCUGUCAGCUUACUAACCUGACUGUGAAAGUGUUUCCAGCUGCACAUCGUCAGGUUUAGUAGGUUUUAACCGCAAAGUGACAUUGCAGGGAGGUGUGUUGCCGCGGAGCGAUACGUUGGAAACGGGAAGCCGCGUGCGACCGAUAGGUUUUCGCUUUAGUGUGUCCGCCGUUUGUGGAACCGAGUGUGCACAGGCCGGAUACCCCCGAUUGCGAGCUCAGUCUCCGAAAUCCACAUUCAUCCGCAAUGGCUGACCAACUCACAGAGGAACAGAUUGCGGAAUUCAAAGAGGCGUUCUCGCUGUUCGACAAGGAUGGUGACGGCACAAUCACGACCAAGGAGCUUGGGACGGUGAUGAGGUCACUGGGCCAGAACCCAACGGAAGCGGAGCUUCAGGACAUGAUCAACGAAGUCGACGCCGACGGUAAUGGGACAAUUGACUUCCCUGAGUUCCUGACCAUGAUGGCGCGCAAAAUGAAGGACACAGACAGUGAGGAGGAGAUCCGCGAAGCGUUCCGGGUCUUCGACAAGGACGGCAACGGGUUCAUCUCGGCGGCCGAGCUACGCCACGUCAUGACCAACCUGGGCGAGAAGCUCACCGACGAGGAGGUGGACGAGAUGAUCCGCGAGGCCGACAUCGACGGUGACGGACAGGUCAACUAUGAAGAGUUUGUAACGAUGAUGACUUCGAAGUGAAGAGGCUUUCCUGGGGGGUAACGUUGAGGGGGAAAAGAACUACGGAGAGGUCCUGUUGUAACGCGAGGCUGACGACGAAAAAAAAAAAAAGACGUGCGGAGGCUUUUCCCCUCGCGGAAGUCCUGCCGUCACCCCCACUUGUAAUUAAUGCCGACGACAAGAGGAACAGAAAAAAAAAAGUAUAUAUAAAUUUUGUCGCCCUUUUUUACCCGGUUUAUUUUAAUUUCUUUCGUAUUUUUCACUCCUUUAUUUUUUUUCAACCUCUUCUCUCCCCCUUCCUUGUUUCACAUCUCGCGUAAACAACCUGUUUGUGAAGAGCUGAAAAAAAAUGCUGCAUAGCUGCAACCUUAUCAUCAACCCCUCUCCCCUUCCUGCCUCGGUACACCCCCCCCCCUUUAUGAUAGGUCUGCCUUACAUCAAUUAAUGUGUCUUUUGGCAAAGUCUGCUGCGGGAAGGUGUUUGCGAGGGUGUUGGCUUUCCACCGAAACAGCCGGUUUGAUACUGAAAUACUGAGGGGAGGGGCGCAGCGGUGACUGUGAACAGCUGACCUCUCUUCCAAAUGCUUCACUUUCCAACCCCCCCUCCGGCACGCCCGCUACCCCCACUCUGUCGUUCUCUCUCUCGCCGUCUAUGGUGGGUUGUACAUCUAUGGCUCUCGAGAAGAAAAACACUAUGUACUAUAGAGAAAUGUGAUUGCUGGUGUGAGGUGGUGAAGUUUAAAGACCCUCCCCUCCUAAAUCCCACCCCUUGCCUGUCCCACGGCCCAACCUUUUUCUCGAGAUCUUGCUUGGGGGUUUUACGGGGAUGGUGGGUUUGGGAUGAGUUUGGUGAAGGCUCGGAUUUGGAUUUGGGGCUUAGACUUUCGAUCCUCCACAGUUUAUUCAUUGUUGCUAGAACUCUUUUCCCAGUCUUUUUUUUUUUUCUUUGGCUUUUUUACCUGUAAUGUUGGCACUGCGGCCUUCCUGCAGGUAUUUACCGGUCCCACUUUGCUUGUAUAGAACUUUCUUAGUUGUGCAAAAAGCUCCCGGUGGUUUGUGCCCUCCUCCCCACAACAAGCAUCGUGCCUCUCUCUCUCGCCUCUGGCAUGAUGCCUGCUUCUCCUUGUGAGGGAGAAACUAAUUUCGUUUGUCCAUCUUGCACCACUUAAUCGCAUUUGGCAUCGUAGGUGUGUGUGUGAGUGUGUGUGCCAAGACUGAUGCCUGAUUGUGUGUGAUGUUAAAAAGGAUGCAGUUGAGGUCGAAGGGUAGGUGGCGCAGUUUUUGCUAAAGCUGGCACCAGUUUGAGGUUAUAAGGCAUUCGAUGCCAUACUCUAGAACUAACGUGUUGGACUGCACGCUUCCUUCUUGGUUAGGCAUGGUCUCGUUUCUUGCACUUUUUUUUUUUUUUUGGCAUGGGUGGCAUUUUGACAAAUUCUUGUUCAGAGGACUUGAACAUCGCUUGUGCACUUCUCACGUCACAUUUGAGAGGUUCUUUUUCUUGCUUGGGCUUUCGCUGCGUUUCAGUUUUUUCUUCCGUGCGUUGCGUCACCGAUCUGUUAGACCCUGAACAGGACACCGUGCUGAUAAUGUUUGUGCGGGGGAUUAAAGAUGCUUUGGCAAGGUCUUUGUCUCCUAGGGCCGGCACCGAUCGCGUGAUUCUCGAGAAUUGCAUUUGUGGUUGUCGUCUCGUUGCUUUUAAUCACCCGUUUGUCCAGACGUGUUAAUUUAUUGUCAAAUUCACAUUCUGUCGCAUUUAAAACCUCUCCUCUCAUCCUCUUUCUUUUUUUUUUGCUGCUGUUUUAAGAGCAGGUAACAGUCUGAUGAGUCCUGUUUAGCUGCCCCCCUUUUCUGUUAAAAAAAAAGGGGGGGGCUGGGCAGUUUUUUGGCAAGCAUGUUUGGCUUGCUUCACCCCCCUCUGCUGUUUUGUGCACUUUUUUGUGACUGGAAUUGUGUAGGCUGAGGUCUUAUGAUGAGAAUAAAAAAGAACAUUCCAUGAUUUUUUCAGGUUGUUGGAGAUGGGGGUUGGCAUCACAAUUCUUUUUUUCCCCUUGGGGUGCAUGUCUGCUUGUGAUCACCAUUUCUCGAUUAGAAUUUUUAGUCGAUAACUCCUUCCCCCACAGCAUCGGUAAUGAUGCCGGUAUUACGUAGACGUGGAGUUUUUUGUCUCGUCGCAGGUUUCCUACGUCUCGUGGACUGCUUUUCCGGUGGCUUUUGGCAGGUGUUGCUCCGGCGGCAUUCCCGCCGGAACUCGCUCCCAACCACGCUAGUACUUGCCAGCAGGCAACAUUUUUCCAACUGCGGCGUCAUCGACGUCGCCAAAGUCCCAGAAUUCUCUUGCUCCACCUCUCAAAAGUAAUAUCGCGGUGAUGCAUGCCUCGUGCGCAUAUCGUUGCCAAGCGCGUGGUGAUCGUGUGUGGCUUCUCGACAUUUAGGUUUUCAUCUCGUCAGUGCGUCGUCCAUGCGUGGGGUGAAAGACGUGGGGUCUCCUUUUUUUUUUUUCCCCCAGUGUCUUUGGAGGCCUCGUCGUGGCAAAAAAAACUGCUUCCACCUUUUAAGUAGGUCGUCUAGACACUGAAGAAAACUCUUCGCUUAUUUCGAAACGCUUUCUCCAGGGCCUUUUUCUCUCACUCCAUCGAUUUCCUGAAGUCCCAUUUUCGAGAGAUUAUUUCACCCGACACACACACUUUAAUCGUACUACUACCUUUCCUCUUACCUGGUUAACUGCGCCCUCUGUCGAAAGUCUUCGAAGAUCUCUCAUAUCCAGUCGCCUUGGUUAGUUCGUGUGCUUGGUGCUCCGAUAACACAUACCCUCUCCUGUUUUCCCGAAUGAACUUAUACAUUGCGCACUUGGAGAUAAAAAAUAUAUAUAUACGUUAAAAAUGCGGACACCCACAGGAUAUAUGAUGCAUUGUAAUUUCAAGCGAUGGUUGCUAAAUGCGAGGUUAUAAAAGGGGAACGAAUAAAAAAAAAAGGCUUGGCAAAGUGCGGUGUACUCUGAGAGCGGAAGAGUUUUUCAAUAAACAAUGCUUCACCUUU
Molecule: messenger RNA, 3751 nt
Organism: Rhipicephalus sanguineus (brown dog tick)
Lineage: Eukaryota; Metazoa; Arthropoda; Arachnida; Ixodida; Ixodidae
Product: calmodulin
Exons: 5
Coding region: 288-737 (149 amino acids)
Molecular function (GO): enzyme regulator activity; calcium ion binding
Source: RefSeq, a predicted model, not a curated record